AUCUUAAUCAUUAAUCAACCUUAGUAGCUUCCAAAUACAUGAAUGUGAUAAUACAUACAAAACUAACCAUUUUCAGUCUUAUCCCAAGAUUCAAACAAGCCCACCAUUAAACUCAAUCACACACUUUUCAAACCCCUUUUUUUUGUUUUGGCUGAAUCAUCACACUAUGAUGUCCAAGUAUCUCAGCCUGCAAUACCAUCCCUACACUACAAAACCCACAAAAUCCUGCAUCAUCCCGUCUAUCUUAACUACAAGAUUGACCAUCCAUAAGAAGAGCUCCUUAAGCACCUUCUACGGAGGAUGUUCGGCUUCCUCAAUUCGUCCAAUGGCAUCGAUCGAACCGAUACGAAGUACUCAUUUAGAUGAAAAUGAGGCUGAUCCUGCACUUAUCAAUGAUGAUCUUAAGCCAACAACUCUAAGUCAACGGACUUUUUCUGGGUGGGAAAUGGCCAGUCUUUGGAUUGGGUUGGUUGUUGGUGUACCAGCAUAUUACCUUGCUGGUAGUCUUGCUGACCUUGGGAUGGCAUGGUGGCAAGGGAUAGCCACCGUGAUGGCGGCUAACCUUGUAUUGCUUGUCCCACUAAUACUCACCGGGGAGCCCGGGGCACGGUAUGGUAUCUCAUUCCCGGUGUUAGCAAGAUCGUCGUUUGGAAUCAGAGGUGCCCAUAUCCCGGCACUGCUACGAGCAUUAGUUGGGUGUGGAUGGUAUGGUAUUGAGACAUGGAUUGGUGGACAGGCAAUUUUCCUGUUAUUGCCACAUUCAAUUAAGCACUCUUCCUUGGCAAAUGUUUUACCUUGGUUAGGAACUUCUCCACUCGAAUUCUCUUGUUUCAUGGUAUUUUGGUUGGCUCAAUUGUCUAUAGUUUGGAAAGGAAUGGAAGGCAUUCGAGUGCUCGAAAAAUAUUCAGCUCCAAUCUUGAUUGUUUUAACAUCCUGCCUACUGAUCUGGGCAUAUGUUAAUGCUGGUGGAUUUGGCCACAUGCUGACUCUAACUUCCAAUCUUUCGAGUUCCCAGUUCUGGGCACUCUUUUUCCCUUCUCUUACGGCAAACAUUAGCUUCUGGGCAACUCUAGCACUCAACAUCCCUGAUUUUACAAGGUAUGCCAAAUCCCAAAAGGAUCAGAUCAUAGGUCAAGCUGGCUUGCCUAUCUUCAUGGGUGCUUUCACAUUUGUUGGGCUAGCCGUGACCUCUUCAACCAAAGUGAUCUUCGGCCGUGUGAUCUCAAACCCCAUCCAGCUCCUCGGAGAGAUUGGGGGAUUCACCACAAUUAUUUUGGCAAUUGUCGGAAUCAGCCUCGCCACCAUCACCACCAAUAUUGCUGCUAAUGUAGUUGCCCCUGCAAAUGCACUGGUUAAUCUCAGCCCAUCAAAGUUUACAUUUUGGAAAGGAGCUCUAUUAACAGCAUUGCUAGGCAUUGCCUUUCAACCAUGGAGAUUACUAAAAUCAAGUGAAAGUUUUGUAUAUACCUGGCUUGUAGGUUACUCGGCACUAAUGGGGCCAAUAGGGGGAAUAAUUUUGGCAGAUUACUAUAUCAUUCAGAAAAUGAAGCUUAAUAUUAAUGAUUUAUAUACAUUAAAAAAGGAAGGAUCCUACUAUUAUACAGGGGGUUAUAAUUUGGCAGCAAUGAUGGCUUUGACUGUAGGAAUUGUGCCAGUGAUGCCUGGUUUGUUGCAAAAACUCGGAAUUCUGAGUUCAGUCCCAAAUUUAUUCAUCACAAUAUACAACAAUGCUUGGUUCUUCAGUUUCUUUGCUGCAGGCAUCUUUUACUGGAUAAUACGAUCAUUAUUAUCAGGUAAAGAUAGUGAACCAAUUGAUCCGCUUUUGGCAGCACCAAAUUGAUUUACGAUGGAUCGUAUACACAGAAGAAGACUACUUUGAAAAGAUACCACAUAGCAUUGUAAGUUGCCUGUAUAAUUAUGUAUUUAUGUAAAUGAAGUUAUCACAUUAGUCCAGUGAACAGCUUUCUUAAGGCAAUUCUUCAAAUUUAAGUUUAAAAGUUUUCUCCUCUGUUCAUCUCCAUGUUUCUGCAACUGCCUACAAAAAUAAAUUUUAUUUCAAUUCGUCAU
Chenopodium quinoa (quinoa) is the source of this 2067-nucleotide messenger RNA. RefSeq names its product purine-uracil permease NCS1-like. Gene Ontology annotation, molecular function: nucleobase transmembrane transporter activity. The coding region runs from base 167 to 1840 and encodes 557 amino acids. Gene Ontology annotation, cellular component: plasma membrane. Gene Ontology annotation, biological process: nucleobase transport; transmembrane transport. The transcript has a single exon. The record is from RefSeq and is a predicted model, not a curated record. NCBI's taxonomy places the organism in Eukaryota, Viridiplantae, Streptophyta, Magnoliopsida, Caryophyllales, Amaranthaceae.